Phasianus colchicus (ring-necked pheasant) is the source of this 1214-nucleotide messenger RNA. RefSeq names its product GDP-D-glucose phosphorylase 1 (gene GDPGP1). Gene Ontology annotation, biological process: glucose metabolic process. Lineage: Eukaryota; Metazoa; Chordata; Aves; Galliformes; Phasianidae. Gene Ontology annotation, molecular function: GDP-D-glucose phosphorylase activity. Gene Ontology annotation, cellular component: cytoplasm. The record is from RefSeq and is a predicted model, not a curated record.
CGUAGCACCGCCCCCGGCCCCGCGCGGCACCCGCUGGGAGCGCAGGUUCCCGGUGGCACCGAGCAUGGCAGCGGGGACCGGCGAGCACCGAGAGCAGCUGCAGGACUCCCUUCAGCCCAAGGACUUCGCGUACCACGAGGAUGAGUUCAUCCUGGAGGGCGUCGCCUGGCCGGGCGCCGCGCUGUCCCGCUUCGACCGGGCGCUGCUGGGAGCCUGGCAGGAGCGCAUGGCGCGGGGGCUGUUCCGGUACCACCUGGCGGAGCUGCCCACCCGCGUGCUGCCCGGCACCAUGCGCCUGCUGGCCCAGCUCAACGCGCAGCGCAGCACCGAGCGCAGGCGGCCGCAGGCAGUGCGCAGCCUGACGCAGCCUUUCGACCCUCAGCAAUUCAACUUCACGCAGAUCCGCCCUGGGGAGGUGCUGCUGCGCCUGCGCCGGAGACCUUCGGCUGAGAGCGACCCGGCAGCAGCGGACCACGUGCUGGUGGCGAUCAACGUCAGCCCCCUGGAGCGCGGCCACGUGCUGCUGCUGCCGGAGCCGACGCUGCGCCUGCCGCAAGUCCUCACCCCCGAGCUGCUGCGCGUAGGGCUGGAGGCCGUGCUGCUCAGCGCCCAGCCCGGCUUCCGCGUGGGCUUCAACAGCCUGGGGGCCUCCGCCUCCGUCAACCACCUGCAUCUGCACGGCUUCUACCUGGCCCACCCGCUGCUGGUGGAGACGGCGCCGGCCGAGCCGCUCUGCCCCGCGCGGGGGCUCAGCCUCCUGCACGAGGCCCCGGCGCCGGCGCUGCUCUUCUACACGGCGGGCGCCGGCCUGGAGGCGCUGGCCCGGGACGCGUGCACGGCGGCCGCCCGCCUGCUGGCCCUGGGGCUGGCCUACAACGUCUUCGUGACGCGGGGCGCCCCGCCAGACGGCUCGGCCGGGCCCGGCGCGGGGCUGCGGCUGCUGCUGUGGCCCAGGAGGCCGCGCUUCGAGGCCGAGGAGGGCGCGGCCUUCAACGUGGCGCUGUGCGAGCUGGCCGGACACCUGCCCGUGCCCACGGCCGCCGUCUUCGAGGAGCUCAGCGAGACCGAAGCGCUGCGCGCCAUCCGCCGGCCCCUGCUGCCGGAACCGGAAAUGCGCCGCCUCGCUGCCGACCUGGCGCGGCUGCUGGAGGACGAAGCGCCGGGGGCGCUGCCCGCGGGGGGCGCGGCGGUUGCGACCGCGUGACCGGGCCGGG